Molecule: messenger RNA, 7196 nt
Organism: Eleginops maclovinus (Patagonian blennie)
Lineage: Eukaryota; Metazoa; Chordata; Actinopteri; Perciformes; Eleginopidae
Product: RNA-binding protein Musashi homolog 2-like
Exons: 15
Coding region: 112-1356 (414 amino acids)
Biological process (GO): central nervous system development; regulation of translation
Cellular component (GO): cytoplasm
Molecular function (GO): mRNA binding
Source: RefSeq, a predicted model, not a curated record
CGUGUGACGGAGCGCUGCAUUCCCGGCUCGCUGACACUGUAGCUCCGCUCUAUCCACCGACCCUAACGCCUGUGUGUAUCCGUCACUCACUGCCUGUAACUGGGACAGAACAUGGAAGGGGACGGCAGCCAAGCUACGUCUGGAAGCCCGACUGAACCGCAACACGACCCGGGGAAAAUGUUUAUCGGUGGCCUCAGCUGGCAAACUUCACCAGAUAGCCUUAGAGAUUAUUUUUGUAAAUUUGGGGAAAUCCGAGAAUGUAUGGUGAUGAGAGACCCAACGACAAAACGUUCCAGGGGCUUUGGCUUCAUCACUUUUGCAGAUGCUGCCAGCGUAGAUAAAGUCUUGGCACUGCCGCACCACGAGUUAGAUUCUAAAAUGAUCGAUCCUAAAGUUGCCUUUCCUAGACGUGCUCAGCCGAAGAUGGUGACGAGAACAAAGAAAAUAUUUGUCGGAGGAUUAUCAGCCAACACAGUUAUUGAAGACGUGAAGCAAUAUUUUGAACAGUUUGGCAAGGUAGAGGAUGCCAUGCUGAUGUUUGACAAAACCACCAACCGACAUAGAGGUUUUGGCUUUGUUACAUUUGAAAUUGAGGAUGUGGUGGAGAAAGUCUGCGAGAUCCAUUUUCAUGAAAUCAAUAAUAAAAUGGUAGAAUGCAAAAAGGCCCAGCCUAAAGAAGUGAUGUUUCCUCCAGGGACACGAGGUCGGGCGAGGGGCCUACCAUACACUGUGGAUGCCUUCAUGCUGGGCAUGGGCAUGCUUAGUUAUCCUAACAUUGUAGCGACAUACGGCAGAGGUUACACUGGUUUUGCCCCAAGCUACAGCUACCAGUUCCCAGGCUUCCCAACAGCAGCGUACGGUCCGGUGGCGGCAGCAGCAGUAGCGGCAGCGCGUGGCUCAGGUAGGGGGGCCCCUGGAAGAGUCGGCGGCUACAUGGCAUACGGGCAGAACGCAGGGGCAGGCUUCCCUGACUAUGGGUUGUAUUCCACGGCCGGCAGUGACAUGCGGGGAGGGGCCUCCUACUCUCUGGCUGACUAUGGCUCCCUGGGUGCCCAGGCGGCUGCUCAAAUCCUGCCCAGUGAGCAUGCCAGCUCGGCCUGCAACUCUCCUAACUCCAUCCAGCACCACCUGCACAGCCCGGACCCUUUUAAGAGCCCAGGAAGCAACCAGAACAGGCCUGGAGCCUUUCCUGGGGCCAACAGUCCUGGCCCCGUAGCUGACCUCUAUGGAGGCACCAGUCAGGACUCUGGUGUGGGCAACUACAUCAGUGCCACCAGCACUCAGCCAGGCUCUGGCUUCAGCCACAGCAUUGCUGGUCCAUUGAUUGCGACAGCUUUUACAAAUGGAUACCAUUGAAAGCUAACAGGUGACUGGUUGGCAUCUCUUUUGAGGUGAUGCCACCCAGCACUAACCACUACAGCAUCCACGCAGUGAGCCUGAGCGGGGGUGGAACCAGAUGAAGAACAGUUUGAAGAUAAGCCCGCCCUGCGAUGGAGAUCCCUCUGACUGUGUCCGGUAUACUUGUGUUGAGAUUUUGCUGGUUUGGAUUUUAAUAUUUUUUCUUUCAUUUUGAUUUGUAAACGUAUUGUAUUGGACUUUAAAUCAAUAAUGUUAAAUUAUUUUUCAAUUAUUUAACUAUGAUUAUUUUAAGUGUACGUUUGUUUUGUUUGUUUUGAUUCGCAAGUAAAAAAAAAAAAGCAAUGUACGUAUCACUACACCUUUUGUGUGUGGUUACUUUUUAUCUCUGAUUGAUUGAAAGAUUGUCAGUUUGCACAUACAAAGACAUCUGAUGUGAACAGUGUUGGUUCACGUAUCAAUUAACACAAGACAUACCAAUAACACCUAGUAGCUUCGGUUCUAGCAAUGUGGUCACUAAACAUACCCAUUUUGGCAAUAAGAGGACGACAAUAUUUUCACAGUCCUGUUUUAUAAAUGUUUUGUUGUCUGGAGAAAAAUAAUAUAUAUAAAGUUGUCUUUUUAUUUCUGUGUCAAAUUUGAAAAGAAGUGUAUAACUGUACCUGGUGUUUAAGUGGUUAUAGUGGUUUAGUGAGGGACAGGAAGGGAUUACCUGAAGAUAGUCCCAUCAUGCACUGCUGUUUCGCUCCUUACAUGCUCUUUGCUAACUGUGGCUAAUUUGAUACCAGCAUAUGUGUCUACAUUAUGAGCUAUAGAGAGCUGAAGGAAUGAGUCCUUUAACACGAGAAUGAGUCCUUUAAACCAGGAUUGAGUUAGUAUUCUACCAGUUGCGGUUCCCUUGUUCAAAAUCAACAGUUUUUUGAACCUGUAUUUUGUUUAAUGCCUGAAAUAAGGUCUGCUGUUAACAAGAUGUUUCCCGUUUUGUUCUACGGCAUAACAUAUGUCGUUAAAUACUCUCUCCAUGUCUGAAUCUUUUCUAUGUCAUUAAUACAGCGGUUGCUAGCAAGUGGCCAAAUAAGAAUACCAAACGCAACCACGACAAACAUUAGUCCUCCUUAAUUUAGCGCUGGUGUGUAUUUUGUUUAUAGCUUUUUACUACUGCCUAUUACAUUAACACCUCAACUGCUAUAAAAGUGAAGUUAAUAUAUGAAGCUUAUCCAGAUGAACAAAACGUGUCAGUAUCAUAAAUCUUUGUUAGCCGCAGAUCUUAUUUUUUGCAAAUGUUGAGGGAGCCUUGGUGAUGCUAACUUCUGGGUCUGCCUACGAAAUUACGGCCCCACUGCACCACCCUGUAGUGCACCAAAUUAUGUGACACACAGCUGACGGUCUCUCCUCUCAUUCUCUCUGAAGCUCUGUAGCAUGAAAACAAAUCAAUCCAAAGCACACUUGAUAGUUUUUGGAUUACAAAGAUGAUUUUUAUUUCAUAUGCUGUAAUUGUCCUCACAUGUCUGGUGGUUCACAUAAAAGGCAAUAUUUCAAGUUUUGCUACUUGUGUUUGUUACGAGGAGGAAGGAGUGUUGCUUAUUACCUCAGUCCUAUGAGAUUUUCUAACGAUGACAAGAGAACCUAUUUAAAAUUAUGACUGGCUAACAAAGUUGUUGCGCUGUCAAUAGAGGUAAGGCUGAGAGCAGAUUUCAUUUGCACAUUUAGUGGACUUUUAUGUAUAACUCAAUUUUGGUCAGCCUAACUUGAAAAUGUCUGGACAUUUAUUUACUGUUUUUAAUUGUUACAGUUGCUUGCAUAACACUGGUUGAAAACACACAGAUUUCCAUACACGCAUUACAAAAAAUGUAAAGGAAAAUAGGAAUGUUGUCUGUAAUUUCAUGUAAAUAGGGAUUUGCUAUAACUAAAGAAUCAACCUUUUUUUAAGUUUUAAAUUGAUAUGAAUUGAUAAAUGUACGCGGUUUUCUUCCCUCUGUGCUAAUACAAAUAUUUUACAAAUUACUUUUACAAACUGUGGGAAGCUGAAUGCUGGACUGUUUCUAUAAUGCAGUAAUAAUCGAAAAAACAAAUGUGUAAGUUGUUAAUUAAAAAAAGAAACAUGUAUGUUCCCUUGUAUGAUUCACAUUUCUAUGAAGGAUUUGUAUCAAUAUUUUUGUGGCUGUUAAUGAUUCUAUAAAUAAUAUCUAUAUAAAUCAUAAUAAUUAUAUCAUGUACUGUAUAUUCAUCCAGUUCUCUCUUCAACAUCCUCUACAAUAAUCUUCAGUUGAGCAUUAAUGUAUUGCAGUAAUAUAUACUAAAGAAAAUCUGAUGACCUUAUAUAGGAGUGCUGUCUUUGAUACCAGUGUAGUGUGCUAUACACAGAUGUGUUAACCUUUAAAACUCUCACUUGUUUUGUCUCUCUCACUCUUUCUCCCAGUAACUAGUGGUAGAUGUUCUGUAGUUGCAAUAUUGUUAGCUAGUACUCAUCACGUAGGACCAGUAAGGAUAGUACCUUCACAUUUUCCAGACUCGGAAAAGAAGCGGACAUUUGUUUCACGUGGAUUUACAUUUUUAUUUUGAAUUUGUGCUGCUCUCAUGUGGUUUCAGCAAACCAAAGCUACGGUGGCCAACCCGUGCAAACACGCUACAAACGCCAAAAACACUGACCUUAGGAGAAACACGCUGCAAGUUCAAAAUCAUCUCAAUUUAUGAGAACACAACUGUGCCAAAACACAUGCAAAUUAAGAAAUAUCUUCACCAACUUAACACAUGCGCAGCUUCUAGAGAACAUUCACCGAAACUCUGCAAAUAAAAAACGCUGCAGAUAAAAAGCGAUGCACACAGCAGGGACUGGAGCACUUGUUGAUGUUUGAUUAUGUUGAUUAGAAAGUUUGCAAACUGUCACUGUCUGGAAACUUACCUAGAGACUUGUGUUGGCUUAUUUCAACAAUGUGAUCGUGUCACUCCUGCUGAUAUUAUUGCAGAUAUGUUGUAAGCUAGUUAACUAACGUAUUAACCUAGCCAUUUUAAAUAUACUGAUAAAACACUUACAAAUAUAAAACACUGUGGGAUUUAUUCCUGAACGUCAACAAGUCCGAGCUGUGUGCAUCACUUUUUAGUGUCCCUGUUUCUGUUGUGUUUUGAACUUUUGGAUUCGCAGAGCUAUUAGUAAAUGCUGCACGUGUGUUGUCAUUGUCGAAGAUGUUUCUUCAUUUGGGUGUGUUUUGGCAUAUUUUAGUGUUGUUUGUUUUCAUUGUAUUUGAGGACGCAGCAUGUUUCUCCUAAUGGAAGUGUUUUGAGCCGUUGUGACGUGUUUACUCCUGUCCGGCCACCGUACAAAGCUCUCAUCAGAAGCGUUUCAAGCAAGAUCUGCUGUGAGUUGUUCUUCUAAACACGGCAUUAAUAGAACCCCCACCCUUGAAUGUUAUAGUAAGGGGGUUUGCCAUACUACCUUAAAUGCUAAUGCUGGAUAUGCAAAACAAACUUUGAUUUGUUAUAAUUUGAAGUUAACGAGCAGGAGGAUUUUAUUACUCUGAUGAAUCAAAAAGCAUAUUUUUAUAUAGUUACAACAGUAGUAAUAAAGACUGUUAUAAAUAUAACUAAUCUGAACGCUGUGUUUUAAUGUUUGUAUUUUUACUUGUUCAGUACUUUUGAGUUUGAACUCAUCAACUCCCAAAACAUUUUUUAUUAUUUUGCUCUUGGAUCAUGCAAACAGCUCCUACUUUAAUCAAUGUUAGAUUGCCAACCACUAAAGCUUGUUAUCCAUAAACUCUAUAACUGUGGUGAACUGAACUCAAAUGCUAUAUAUUAUAUAUAAAAUAUACCUUAGAUCUUCCAUAAUAUAUCGGUCAAUGCACAUUUUACAUUAUCCUCAUAUGCCACCUCUUUGCAUUUGCAUUACGGGCGUCAAGUAAAGUCAACUGAAUUAUAUUUAUACAUCCCAAACAAUCUAAUAGAGACAGUAGUAAUCCUAGUGGGUUUUUCUUUGUGCUAUGGCGUCACAGUAGGAGAUGUGGCAGUAGCCAUUCUUUGUGGACUUUGCAUGUGCUUCCAUCCACCCUCCUCCUCCUCCCUCUGCGGAGUGCGUUUCUCUUUAAGAGCAUGUCUCCAAAUAGCGUCAUUUUUCAAUUCUUUCCAAUGAGAAGUGGGUGCAUGUCGCCACAUGUGGUUUAAUUGCCAUACGCAGAUUGUCCUCCUCGCUCUACGACUGUCAGACUGAGCGGUGACUAGCUUAUUCAUACAAAGUGUGAGAGCAAGAAUCUUCUGGAGGGUUUUAAUUGUGGAAAACGAUGUUAAACUAAUAUGUAGUAUUUAGAAUAGAUAAAUAGAUCAUUAUAAAGGCAAGCAGGCAAAGCUAGUCUAAAAAAACAGUUAUAAGUUAUCAUUGUCACAGAACAUUAAAAUAAGUGCUGAGAGCAUUUUUUAUGGAAAAACUGGAGGGUUGUUCAUUGACAUGAAAUACAUCAGUAAAUAACCCAUUGAUAAAUGUCUGAAGCUUGAAUGUUUUUUAAAAGUGGCGGCUGCUAACAAGUUGCUAGAGGAAGCCACUAAACGUCAUCACUCCAAACAUUAGCCGCUGUUAGCUUAGCGGUGUGAAGUCAAGCGUCCGUGAUGCAGUUUCUUUUAUAGCCUAACAUUAGCUUUUUACUUCUAGCAAUUGCUUUAUGCUUAUAAAAGUGGUGUUAAUAUGUGAAAAUGAUCCUGCUAAAACAUGUUUGGCACAGAUCUAUACUACCCCAUUAGUUUAAGGCAGGAGGCCCCUUGCAUUGCUAACUUACGAGACGGCCUACAAUAAUAUGUCAUCAUUACAUCUUCUACAAUGCAACGGUUUCAACUAUCUUAGCAAAUUGUCCACUCAUGAUAUAUAUGCCUACAUUAUGAAAUUGUUCCAGACAGUUCAUUGUGUGUCACAACUGUCACACUAAUCUGCACCUGUCUACGCCAUUAGAUACAGUGUUAUUAAAGUAGGAGUUGUUUGCCCUUUUCAAGUAGCUGAUCCAGGUCCACAUGUCUUGAUUUGAACUCAUAUCUCGCACUUUAAGGUAGCAUGGCUCUGUUGUUGCUGUACGUAAAUAUUGACAGCAGUUUACAGCUAAUGAAUGUUAAACAUCUUGUUAGACAAGUUCAUAACUGUUGACUAGGAAAAAAAGAACAUUCUACCGUGAAGUUUUGGGAAUUUUUAUUGUGAGUGUACUACUUUAUCCACUUAAACUUGAAUCUUGAGGCAAGUGCUAGGUAAUGGCCAACUUCACAGCUUGUCCCUGAAAUGGAGCCUGCUGGUAGCUUCACACUCAUGUACACACAGAUCCGAGGCUUUCCGCAUGUGGAUGAACAGCUUUAUGUAUAGCCAACACUUGCAGCUCACUUUUUCCAAUACUGCAAAAUAAAUGAUACUUAAAAAAGGUAAGGUACAAUAAUAAUUGAGUUUAGUGUGCCUACAGUCGCACAACUCUGAUGUAAAGGUUUCAUGUUCUCAAUCAUCAGUGUCUCAUCAUGUUGCAGUAGAUUCUUGUCCUUCAUCUGGAGGUUUUCUGAUUGCCUUGCCCAUACCUACCACUUGCCCUUUUUUUUUUUAGUGUUAACAGACUUUUUACCAUGAGAGCUGACUGAAUGGACUGACUGUCUGAAAACAUCUUUCAGGUCUUCUUGUAGGGCUUGCUCAAGCCCUGCUGUAAAAACAAUAAAAACAACAAAAAAAAAAGUGGGGUGUCUCAAAUCCCAGAUGUGGAAAGUAUAAUUUUGUAUUUGUAUUUUCAAAUAAUGAUAAUAAAACAUGUUUGUGAAAGCUUUCCAUCCUCUACUCUGGUCCAGAAAUCAAUGUGUUUGUCUAAAGAAUGAAAUAAAGCUGUUUUCAAUCA